UCAUAUGUAUAUGGACAUCUAUAUAGCUCCAACUGAGGAAAUAAACAAUUGAACAGAACACAACUGCUAACAUUUAAAACAAAAUAAAUUAAUAAAAAAAAGAAAAUCAGAGGCAAUAAGGUCGAUGUUACAUCACAAAUUAACAAUACUUUCCCGAGAAAAUCCAGACCGAUGAAUCCAACUCAAGCAAUCUUCUUCUUCUUUUUUGUCGUCUCCUCCGGUUAUGUCUCCGGUCAGUCUCCUCCCGCCGGCGACGAACAUCCGUACAGAACCGGCGAGCUUGUCGCGAACUUCGAACCGAGCUUAGCUGUCGUCACCGGAGUUUUGUCGAUCAUGUUCACCCUCACUUUCGUCCUUCUCCUCUACGCCAAAUGUUGCUACAGCGAUCUCCGAUCAGACGUCGGAGAAGGACAAACCCGUCAACGGAUUGUCAACGACUCGGCCAGAUUCUCCGGUUUGGACAAGACAGCGAUCGAAUCUCUGCCCUUUUUUAGAUUCUCCGCUCUGAAGGGAUCGAGACAUGGACUGGAGUGCUCUGUUUGUCUGUCGAGAUUCGAAGACGUAGAGAUUCUCAGGCUUCUGCCCAAAUGCAGACACGCUUUCCACAUCGGUUGUAUCGAUCAGUGGCUUGAGCAACACGCUUCUUGCCCUCUCUGCAGGAACAGAAUCGCCAUUGACGAUCCCUCUGUCUUCGCCUACAGUAACAGUCUUAGGUUCUUGAACCAGACCGAGGUAAGGGAAGAUUCCAGCUUGGAACUUUGCAUCGAAAGGGAAGAAAAAGGCGAAGAAUUCAGCAUCGGAGGAAGUUUCAGGAAGAUUCUGAAGAUGGGUAACAAGGAAAAACCGAUUUCGGAAAACGAGAAGCAGAUGCACAGGUUCAAUCACAGGAUUGUCGUGUCGGAUGCCGUGUUCCAGAGUCGUUGGAGCAACGUGAGUUCAUCGGAUUUGAUGUUCUUGAACUCUGAGCUGAUCAAUUCGAUGUCCAGCGACAGAUUCUCGUGGAUGGAUCGACCACAGAAAGAUCCGAUGAGAACGUCGACUGGUGCGAGUGAAGUCCCGGAGCAAGAAGGAAUCUCUCGGAUCAUGGAAGAGAUGGAGAUGAAGAGAAUGGUCGCGAACACGCUGAGUUCGAUGAACACGACAUUCCCGAACCCUCUGUCUGAACCAGGGAACACAGAAUCGGGGAGAACAGCUGGGACAGGAAGAAGAUCUGUGUCUGAAAUCACGGUGGUCCCAAGACGCAGCGUUUUGCAAGCGACGGGAACAAAGAACAACGCGAUUCCUGAAAAUAACAGCGAUUCGACAGCGAUUGCAUCCGUGAGUGCGCUUGCGUUUGCGUCUUCAUCGCGAAACGUGACGACAGAGGAAAGGAGGAGGCGGCUGUGGUUGCCGAUCGCGAGAAGAACAGCUCAGUGGUUUGCUAACAGAGAACAAAGAUUUCAACACCAUUUGGAUAAUAUCGUAGGAGGAUGAGAAGUGAUCGCCGGU
This is a messenger RNA of Tarenaya hassleriana, 1488 nucleotides long. Its product is annotated as E3 ubiquitin-protein ligase ATL42-like. The record is from RefSeq and is a predicted model, not a curated record. The coding region runs from base 172 to 1473 and encodes 433 amino acids. The transcript has 2 exons. Lineage: Eukaryota; Viridiplantae; Streptophyta; Magnoliopsida; Brassicales; Cleomaceae.